UAAACCGCAGACCCCGUCACUCAGACUUGGCCCAGACAGACUUUCAUGUGGCUGGGUGUGAAAGCUCCCGUCUGAUUGGCCGGGUGGCCACGGUCCGAAUGAGAGCGGCGUCGCCAUUGGCCGAGUCGGGCUGAGAGACGACGCUCCACGCUCACCAUGUCUCCUUUUGCUUUGUAGCGAAAAAAAAAAAAAAAAAACAAGUUAUAGAGAGAGAGAGAGAGCAGCGCGAGCCAGGAUGGGCAGAGUGAGACAGAGAGACUGACACACAGAUAUACAGAUAGGUAGAGGAGGAGAAAAAAAGAGAGAGGGAGCGUGAGAGAGAGGAGAAGGAAGCCCGGACCCCUGGUCGAGACUCGCCAUGUCUCUGAACCCCCCCAGCAGUGGCGACGCCUGCCUCAGCAUCGUGCACAGUCUCAUGUGCCACCGGCAGGGCGGGGAGAACGAGUCCUUCGCCAAGCGCGCCAUCGAGAGCCUCGUCAAGAAACUGAAAGAGAAGAAGGAUGAGCUGGACUCCCUCAUCACAGCCAUCACCACCAACGGAGCGCAUCCGAGCAAGUGUGUGACCAUCCAGAGGACCCUCGACGGGCGGCUGCAGGUGGCGGGUCGGAAAGGGUUCCCUCAUGUGAUCUACGCUCGCUUGUGGCGCUGGCCCGACCUGCACAAGAACGAACUCAAACACGUCAAGUUCUGUCAGUUCGCCUUCGACCUGAAAUACGACAACGUGUGCGUCAACCCGUACCACUACGAGAGGGUGGUGUCACCGGGCAUCGCAGGUCUCAGCCUUCAGAACACAGGUCUCAGCCUUCACAACACGGGUAAGGAGAGCAGCGUGCGCAAACCACACGACCCCCACAAAAUGCAUGCUGUUCGUUUUCUGUUGAUCUUUAUUUAUUAGUAUUAUUAAGAGGAUGUGUUUUGUUAUGUUAUUCUGGUUCUCAGUGUAACCCUGCCCCUCUCCCCUGUCUCUCUAGCACCCCCCUGGCAGGCUCAUCAAGGAGGAGUUUAUCCAUGACUGUGUGCAGCUGGACGGUCCCCUCGGCCUGCCCCCCCAGCCGGACCCUCACUCCAUCGGGAUGAAGCACGGCCCCCCGGAUCCCUACGGACAGCCCCUGCCCCCCCUGCAGCUUCCCGAGAGCUCCAGACCCCCCCCUGGCAGCCUGUACCCCAACAUCCCGCUCUCUCCAGCCAGUAA
Acipenser ruthenus (sterlet) is the source of this 1192-nucleotide messenger RNA. Its product is annotated as mothers against decapentaplegic homolog 4. The transcript has 5 exons. The record is from RefSeq and is a predicted model, not a curated record. Gene Ontology annotation, biological process: cell differentiation; transforming growth factor beta receptor signaling pathway; regulation of transcription by RNA polymerase II. Lineage: Eukaryota; Metazoa; Chordata; Actinopteri; Acipenseriformes; Acipenseridae. Gene Ontology annotation, cellular component: heteromeric SMAD protein complex. The coding region runs from base 359 to 895 and encodes 178 amino acids. Gene Ontology annotation, molecular function: I-SMAD binding; DNA-binding transcription factor activity, RNA polymerase II-specific; RNA polymerase II cis-regulatory region sequence-specific DNA binding.